Messenger RNA from Zea mays, 1605 nucleotides. RefSeq names its product ATP-dependent DNA helicase PIF1-like. The record is from RefSeq and is a predicted model, not a curated record. NCBI's taxonomy places the organism in Eukaryota, Viridiplantae, Streptophyta, Magnoliopsida, Poales, Poaceae. The coding region runs from base 1 to 1605 and encodes 534 amino acids. The transcript has a single exon. Gene Ontology annotation, biological process: DNA repair; telomere maintenance. Gene Ontology annotation, molecular function: DNA helicase activity.
AUGGUAUUGAUUGACAUUAGGAACAUGCUACAAUCAAUGGGAAAGGACAUAAAGACAUUCCCUCUUCCUCCUAUCAUCGACACAUAUGACGAUGCUAUUGGUACUGCUAGGGAGGUUUACAAGGAGGAAAGUAUCGAACCGGCAGUGGGAGAUGUGGCUCUCAAAGACUCUCUUAACGAGGAACAGAGGGCCGCCUAUGAUAAGAUUCUAUCUGCCGUUGACACUGAUCAGCACGGAUUGUUCUUUGUGGAUGGACCUAGUGGCACCGGGAAGACUUAUCUAUAUAGAGUGCUGCUCGCGACGCUACGCAGCCAGGGCAAAAUUGCAGUGGCAACAACUACAUCUGGCGUUGCGGCUUCCAUAAUGCCUGGAGGAAGAACCGCCCAUUCACGCUUCAAGAUACCCCUCACUAUUGACGAUGGCGGUGUAUGUAGCUUCACGAAGCAGAGUGGAACCGCAGAGUUGCUACGGAAAGCAUCUCUCAUUAUCUGGGACGAGGCUUCUAUGACCAAGAGACAAGCCGUGGAGGCACUGGACAAUAGCAUGCGCGAUAUAAUGGGUCGGCCCGAACUACCAUUCGGUGGUAAAACCAUUGUCUUCGGUGGGGAUUUUAGACAAGUCUUGCCUGUUGUUCGUAAAGGGUCAAGGGCUCAAGUGGUUGCUUCUUCGCUACGGAUGUCUUACCUAUGGGAGUCCAUGUCCCACUUAAAGCUUGUUAGCAAUAUGAGGGCAAAAAACGACCCUUGGUUUGCAGAGUAUUUGCUGCGAGUAGGCGGUGGAACCGAGGACACAAAUAGUGACAACGACAUCUGUCUUCCUGACGAGGUAUGUGUGCCUUAUAGUGGGAGUGACAACGAUCUUGACAAGCUAAUAGAAUUCGUUUUCCCAAAUCUCAACGAAAAUAUGUCUAAUUCGACCUAUAUCACUUCAAGGGCGAUACUGUCAACGCGGAACGACUGGGUGGAUAUGAUAAAUGCAAAGAUGAUCGAUCGUUUUCAAGGGGAGCAUAUGGUGUACCAUAGUUUCGAUAGCGCCAUGGAUGAUCCCCAUAACUACUACCCUCCAGAGUUCCUAAACACACUGAUGCCUAAUGGGCUGCCACCACAUGUUUUGAAGCUCAGGAUUGGAUGCCCCGUUAUAUUGCUUCGGAAUAUAGACCCUGCGAAUGGACUUUGCAAUGGCACCAGGCUGGUCGUUCGUGGUUUCCAAAGAAAUAGCAUUGACGCAGAAAUUGUACUAGGUCAGCACGCUGGAAAACGGAUUUUCCUGCCGCGUAUACCUCUGUGUCCCUCCGAUGAAGAAAUGUUCCCUUUCCAGUUCAAAAGAAAGCAGUUUCCUGUACGGCUUAGCUUUGCAAUGACGGUUAACAAAGCACAGGGUCAGACUAUUCCCAAUGUUGGCGUGUACUUGCCCGAACCAGUGUUCUCUCAUGGCCAACUAUAUGUUGCUCUAUCUAGAGCGACAUCCCGAUCGAACAUAAAGAUCCUUGCCAUCCCAACCUUCGAUGGGAAGAAGAGGUCGAGGAAGGGUGUAAGAAAGAACCCUACAGUAGAUUGUGGGACAUGCACCAAGAACAUCGUAUACAAGGAGGUCCUAACAAACUAG